Messenger RNA from Gopherus flavomarginatus (Mexican gopher tortoise), 3824 nucleotides. RefSeq names its product transmembrane protein 151B-like. NCBI's taxonomy places the organism in Eukaryota, Metazoa, Chordata, Testudines, Testudinidae. The record is from RefSeq and is a predicted model, not a curated record. Bases 219 to 1742 code for a protein of 507 amino acids. The transcript is spliced from 2 exons.
UCGGAUUGUGGCGGCUGGUGCGUGUGUGGGGAUCCGGCUCUGAAUCGUGUGGAUCCUGCAGUAGCAGGACUCUGCUUUGGCAAUGGGGAGAAACCUGCCGUCCCAGGGCUUUCUUACUGGUAAAAUCCGACUGUCCUGAUGGGAGGAGGAACUUGGAAACCCUGCGGCGCCCGGGUUUAUUUGAGGUGAGGGGGGCUGGGAGACAGGAAUGGCAAAGAAUGUCUUCGGAGGUGGAAACAGAACCAGCUGCCGAAAUAACUUCGAGCAGCCCAGGGGGAAGAACCGCAGCACCUGCAGAUGUUCGAGAGGAGCAACGCCCUGUCAAGCAGUCCUUGAGUGCCUCCAUGUGCAGAGAAUCUCACUGGAAAUGCCUCCUCCUUUCCAUCCUUAUGUAUGGCUGUCUGGGUGCUGUGGCCUGGUGUCAGCUAGCCCGAGUCACCAAGCUCAGCUUUGAUAGCUCCUUCAAAGGCAAGUCUAUGAUCUACCAUGAUAGCCCAUGCUCUGAUGGCUAUGUCUACAUCCCCCUAGCUUUCCUCACCAUGCUGUACGUGGCCUACCUCGUGGAGUGUUGGCACUGCCAUGCCAAAAGUGAACUCCAGUACAAGGCAGAUGUGGAUAGCGUCUAUGACCGUAUCAACCGCAUGCAGCAAGCCACUCCCUGUAUCUGGUGGAAGGCCAUCAGCUACCACUUUGUGCGACGCACCCGGCAGGUGACCCGGUACCGCAAUGGUGAUGCUUAUACCACCACACAGGUCUAUCAUGAGCGGGUCAACACACAUGUGGCUGAAGCUGAGUUUGACUAUUCUCACUGUGGAUUCAAGGACAUCUCCAAGGAGCUGCUAGGCCUAGAAUGCUACACAGCCACGAAGCUGAAGUUCACCAAGUGCUUCAGCUUUGCCAACACAGAGUCAGAGAACUCCUACCUGACCCAGAGGACUCACUUUUUCACAGAGAUUGAGGGACUAGAUGACUACAUGGAGGUCAGGGAAGGCAUGCAGCUCAAAAACAUAGACUUCAAAGAGCUUAUGAUGGCCUAUGGGGACCCAGAGCAUCUCCCAUGGUACGUGUCCCACUAUACUUUCUGGGUGGCAGCUGUCUUGAUGAUUUCCUGGCCACUGCGGGUGCUCAUAGAGUAUCGGACUGCAUACGUGCACUACCAUGUUGAGAAGCUCCUAGGCCUAGAGUACACAGUGCCCAGCAUAUCAGAGGAGCCCCUGUAUAGGUAUUGCAUGCCCCGGGAUAACACUCAGGACAGCACUGAACUGGAAUGGCACAUCUGUACCAACCGACAGCUGAUCCCCAGCUACUCGGAGGCCAUGCUCCUGGACCUGACAGACUCCCCUGUGUACAAUGGCUACUCCAUGUGUGGGUACAGUGAAAUAGCUCAUGGCUGUGAGCGCUGCAACCAGGCCUCCAGCAACUCCUCCAUCUUCUCCCGCUACGCCUUCCACAGUGGCAGCAGAAACUCACACCUCUCCCUCAACACCAGCCGCUUCUCUUUGUGCCAGGUACAUGGCUCCCACAGGACAGGCCUCGGGAGGAGCUGCAGCAGCAGCAUUGCGGACCGUGGCUGCCAGGAUGAACAAUGUUGCUCUUACUCUAGCCAGCUAGCCAUCAAUGAAAACCCACCCACCUACCAGGAUGCCCGCUUUUUCCCAGUGUUAAUUGUGCACAGGCCUGAAGGGCACGAGGGGAGGCGCUUCUACAUCCGGCGCUCAUCCUGCCUAGAGACGGCUCUGUGAUCAGACCUUAUGGUUCUAUGGCUCCUCCCUCCUCAGGACAGCUCCACUGCACUAGUGCUGUUUGACAGAGAUGCUAUCAGCAGGGAAACCGUUAACUUCAAGACUGUGCCACCACACACUAGCUCCACAGGGCAAACUCUCCAAUUCUAAUUCCUCUCGCUGACAAUGCAAGAAAAUAUAUCCGCUCUGACAAGCAGCUACUCAUUUCUCUUCCUCACACUUUCCAUUACUUCCCCAUCACUGGGUGUCCCCUCUCUUUUUCCCUCUUUCCUCCCCUUCUUCCGCUCAUCAGUCAUCCUUUUCCGUUCGUCCCCUGUUUCUGUCUCCUCUCUCAUUCUUCCCCUCACAUUUCAGUCAUAAUAUUUUGCACCACAAUAGCAAUUUUCACCUGAGGAUCCCAAAGUGCUUUGCAAACACUGAUGCAUUUAGCCUCCCAACUCUCUUUUACGGCAGGAAACUGAGGCCCAGAGAGGUAAGUGAUUCGCCCAAGAUCACACAGCAAGUCAGUGGCAGAGCCAAAAGCAGACUUCAAAUCUGCAGACUCCCAGUCACCUGCUGUUACCACCAGACCAGGCUUAUCUUUCCCUCCUUCUUCUCUCAUUUACUCCCUCCCUCUUUCACUGUCUCCUGUUCUUCUCUGUCCACGCCUGUCUUUCUUUCGGCUGUCUCAGUUCUGCUCCCUAAGUUCUCAUCCUUCCUUCCCAGGGUCUUAGAGAGUUGAAUCUUACCUAAUCAAAGUGUCUUCCUUGCUUUCCGGGUACAGCUAUUUAGUAGUGAUAAGAAAUUAUAUCUACACAGCACAAGUUUAAUGGUCCAUUUGUAUAAACAAAGGACCUGAUACUGAAAGAUGCUGCACACUCAGCACUUUCGCUGAAGGGUCAAGCCCCAAAAUACUGAAGAUUACCAGUAAAAGGAAAGAACAGGCUCCAUCCCACCUUUCCUCCUACCCUAUCAUGAUCCUGGGCCUUGUCAAUAAAAUUUCCUCCUGUUCCUAGCCCCAUUUGCACUCUUCAGAGUUAGCAAUGUUGGGGGAGCUAAUGUAGACUGAGUUCUGGUUGGCAUCACCAUUUUUAGCAUUGUGACCCUGUUUCCCAGUUACUCCAUUCCCACACCUGGCACAGGAAUGGGGUGGCCAAAAGGCAAAGGUGGUCUUUUGUCACCUUUGUGCUCCCCAUAUUCAGAGCUGCUCUAACUUAAACUCUGCUUCCCAUGCCUUCUGUAAGCCCUGGGAAACAAAGAACAGCUGUAGCUCUGUUUACUAAGCUACAUCCCCUGCCCCAUUCUCAGCAUCCCACUCCAUGACCCCAACAUCAGGGGCUGGGAGCAUAGCUGUAUCAGGCUAGUUCUAUAUUGGCUAGGAGACCCAUUUUGCAGGGGUAUCUUUGGGGUGCUGUUUCUCCUCCCCAUAAGGCCCCUUUAUGCUGCCUGACCAUGGUAAAGGUGCCUUAGUGUAAUGCCAGAUUGGCCCUGUGUCAUCUAAUCCUGCUCAGAGCAGGUCUAAAUGACACACUGGUUAAAACAGCAGUGGCACCUCAUGACACAUCUACAACAGGGUACUCUACUACCCAUGGAGCUGAACUGCGGUUAGCAACACUAGACAAGGCUCUAGGCUCUGUCAGUGGCAUUCCUGCUUUCCCAUCUGGGGCGUCAGCCUUUUUUAAACAUUUCCUAGCUCCAAGAUUUGAACGAAUCAAAGGCGGCUGGCCGUUCUCAGGAACUGCAAAGGAUUCAUCUCAGAAUGCAAACCUGCAUCCAAUGAGUGAUCGUCUAACACUGAACAAGACCUAGAAAUGUUGUUGGGUGGAUCACGGACAUCAUGAUUAUCAGUGGCUUACAGUGGAGAUCAGAAUGCAAUAUGGUAUUUUUCAGAAACAAGGUCCACAUGGCAAAUAAAUAAGAAGCACUGUCCACUAAGGAAUUGUUAAAAAUGCUUACUCCCAAAUCAGUUUCUUAUAUAUCUACUUGUAAUUUUGAAAUCUGUACUGUCUGUUUGGUAUGUGUAGAUCAGAUCUGUAUCUAUACAUAUACAUUGAUUUCUUAUGGCAUUGACUGUUGCAUCAUGUAAAAAUCCUUUUGGUUUAA